AUGCCCGUCCCGUCAGGCUGCUGGCUCCUUCUCCUUUGCCUCGCUGCUGCUGGCAAACAGUUGUCACUACAAAUCACUCCACCGUGUGAAAGCGAACAACACUAUGAAUACUCUGGACGGUGCUGCACAAAGUGUGAGCCAGGAAGGUACAUGUCUGCUAGAUGCACUGGUACUUCUGAUAGCGUGUGCCAGCCGUGUGGCCCAAACGAGUAUAUGGAUGUCUGGAACGAAGAAGAUAAAUGCUUACUACAUAAAAUAUGUGAUCAAGGGAAAGCUUUGAGAGAAGUGAACCCAGGGAACAGCACGUUCCAGCGGCAGUGUGCUUGUACGAUGGGCUACCACUGGAAUGAAGACUGUGACUGCUGUCAGCGAAAUAGCAUAUGUCCUCCAGGAUUCGGAGUCGAGCAUCCUGUGCAACAAGACAAGGACACAAUGUGUAUACCAUGUCCCAGAGGCUACUUCUCAAAGGUCGCUUCAUCCACCGAUGAGUGUAAAUCCUGGACCAACUGUACAUCUCUAGGAAUGGCAGAAAUCGCGCCUGGGACUGACAAGUCAGAUGCAGUUUGUGCAGAACAGAAGAUGCCUGAGCCAUCGGAAGACAGAACAAACAGGAUCUUAUACGUGUUGAUUGUCAUCUUGUUUUUUGUGGCACUAAUUGGCAUUGUCAUCUUCAUCGUAUACUACAAGAAUAAGGGAAAAAAGCUGACAGCAGAUCUACAGAAUUGGGCUAAUGAAGUGUGCAGCCAAAUAAAAGGAACAAAGGAGCCCCCCAGAGAUGCAUUUGUUACCGUGAACGUCACGAAUGCUGCUGUCCCCCAGACCUCUGAAGGUGUAUGUCUCCUGGGCCCCACUGGGUCUCCUGGCCCUGGAAACUCGUGCUGCACCAGUGGUCGCACUGCUUGCAGGAACGGGAGCCCCAGCAUGGUGCCAUGCGAGGCAGGAGGGAGCCUCCAAGAGCUUUCUGUGGUAACUGAGACUGAUGAUGACCAUUUCCCACCAGUUCCCAUGGAAGAUGAAUACAUGGAUAAGGAUCUCAAUACCGCUGAUUAUUUAUCUUCACUGAGUCAGACUGCCAGUAAAACCAUGUUGUCAUUUUCAGAACCAAUGGAGGCAGGGGAGAACGACAGUUUAAAUCAGUACUUUUCAGGGAUUGGGAGCACAGAGGACAUAUCAGUCACUCAAGGCUUUCACCCUUCCUCUGACACAGAUGGGGCACACACUGCCACGGACAAACUUCUUCAGAAAUCUUGCCAACGUGCCCACAGUUGCCUGAAGGAAACAGGCAACAAAGACACAGAUAGUUUUGCAACAAACUAUGACUCAGAGAAGAUCUGUGUGAGGUGUGGCAUUUCGUACAGGGAAUCUCCCAGAAAGUGGAGCAAACCCUGUUGUGCUGCAGCUGACAGUGCCUCCACCUCCCCAGAAACUGGAUCCUAUGCACAGUGCACCUGUGGCUUGAAUUUUCUCUCUGCUGGUCAGAGCACACUAGCAAGUGAUCAUGGUAUGGAAGAUGCAUCUUCGGAUAGUACCAACGUGAAGUACCAGAACACAAACAGAAGCCCUUCAGGGACAAACAGAAGCCCUUCAGGGACAAACAGCAGCACUUCAGACCUCCCUCCAGUAUCUGGAAAUGUGACUGGGAACAGUAACUCCACCUUCAUCUCAAGUGGACAAGUAAUGAAUUUCAAGGGUGACAUCAUUGUUGUCUACCUUAGCCAAAACUCCCAGGAGGGGGCAACGGCCUCGGGACCGAGCGAGGAGAACGUGGGCAGCCCCGUGCAGGAGGAAAACCUCAGCCGCUGCGAGACUUUUGCCGGCAAUGCCCAGCACUACAAGGAGAAGUGUGCCGAGCUGCAGGGCGCCUGCCUGGCGGCAGGGAGCGGGGGGCCACGGUGGCCCGCCGGACCCCUGGCCCAGGAGCGGGGCCCGUCCUGCUGCGGCCAGGCCUCGCAGCCCGUGCAGGAGGAGGGGAAGCUGGGACACUUCUCGGAGAAGGUGUUGAACUGA
This is a messenger RNA of Gymnogyps californianus (California condor), 2007 nucleotides long. It is a transcript of the gene TNFRSF11A, whose product is annotated as TNF receptor superfamily member 11a. Gene Ontology annotation, molecular function: cytokine binding; tumor necrosis factor receptor activity. NCBI's taxonomy places the organism in Eukaryota, Metazoa, Chordata, Aves, Accipitriformes, Cathartidae. Bases 1 to 2007 code for a protein of 668 amino acids. The transcript has 10 exons. The record is from RefSeq and is a predicted model, not a curated record. Gene Ontology annotation, biological process: ossification; multinuclear osteoclast differentiation; positive regulation of bone resorption. Gene Ontology annotation, cellular component: external side of plasma membrane.